Messenger RNA from Drosophila bipectinata, 1153 nucleotides. RefSeq lists its product as uncharacterized. Gene Ontology annotation, biological process: positive regulation of transcription by RNA polymerase II. Lineage: Eukaryota; Metazoa; Arthropoda; Insecta; Diptera; Drosophilidae. Gene Ontology annotation, molecular function: transcription factor binding. The record is from RefSeq and is a predicted model, not a curated record.
UCGAUUAGUUGGCUGUUAUUAAAGUGUCAUCACUAAAAGCAAGCCUCGUAUGUCACCCCGCGAUUUUGUGAAUAUUUCGUAAACUUACUAACAAAAAUAAAAAAUUAUUUGGUAGAGGAUAUAAGAUGUCUAAUGCAUCUUCUAAUUGGUUGGAACUGGAAAUUGAAGACUCUUACGAAGUUGCCGGCAUUCGCUAUAGUCGUAGCUCCUCCAGAGCUAGCCAGAGCUCCUUCGCCGAAAGUGUAACUUCCAGUUCAAGUUCAAGCUCUUCAAGUUCCAGCAGUUCAAGCUCAAGCGAUUCGUCCACAAGCUCUUCUUCCAGUUCAAUAGCCUCAGCUUCAGGCUCCAACCCACUUAGAUUUUCCUUUCAAGUUAACUCAAUAAGACUUAGAAUGGACAGUUCGUCUGAGGACUCACGUAACAGAGAUUCAGUAUCAAAUUUGUCAAUUGACGUAGCCCAAAUGGAGGCUGAAAUAGAUCGCAUUAACCGCUUUUGCGAGGAUGUUAUUGCCCAAGUUGAAAUUGUGCCUUCCACCUCCACCCCAACGGCUGAGCGAUCCGGUCGUCGUACAUUCAAUAUAACUUCACCAGUUGAGGUGAUUGAUUUAUCUAAUUUGGAAUUGGCUCCACCACCACGCUCGGCUAGAAAUCGUGUUCCUGACGCUGUAAUCGAUUUAUGUACCCCAGAUGGGCCCUCGGGCGGUCGCCGCACACGUCCAGCUACAGGUCCCACAGGAAAUAUGCGCCGCAGUCUUGAUCAAGAAAUUUCAUGUGUGGAAGUCGUAGAUGAUGAGGGUAUUUCGCCACCCAAGCGCCGGCAGCUUGAUCAAUCAAAGGAGGAUGAUACUUACAAUUGUCCGGUCUGCUUGGAUAGUGUUCGUCGCCGUGAACCGGUAUCCACCAAAUGCGGCCACGUUUUCUGCCGCGUGUGUAUCGAGGGUGCCAUACGCACAACUCAUAAGUGUCCGAUGUGUAACAAAAAGAUCCCGUCAGUCCGUAAUCUUUUCCGCCUAUACCUAUAAAAUGUUUGCGUUAAAGCUCAUCAUUGUUGCAUCUCUGUGAGACCAAUUGAAUUAUUUAAAAAAUAUGUCAUUAACUUUAACUUUAAGUUCUUUUGAAUUGCGGUUCGCCAAAUAUACUUUUAUACUCGUUA